This is a messenger RNA of Fusarium vanettenii 77-13-4, 1022 nucleotides long. RefSeq lists its product as uncharacterized. The coding region runs from base 298 to 642 and encodes 114 amino acids. Lineage: Eukaryota; Fungi; Ascomycota; Sordariomycetes; Hypocreales; Nectriaceae. The transcript has a single exon. The record is from RefSeq and is a predicted model, not a curated record.
UGUAUAGGGCUUUUAGGGGGUCCGAUUGAUGCAUCUUUCGUCUACCAUUCGAUCUGACGUAAGGUCUUGAGAUCCAAAGCUCCCUUGAUCUGGGAAUCCAUGUCAUAUUGGUCACAAGCAGGGGGUGAACUCCUCCUCUCCCAUUGGAGAAGUUCCGUGGAGAAUGCCAAUGUCGAUCAAAUGACGUGUUGCAUCCUCAACCAACACAGGACGAUAUCUUUGCACAAGCUUUAUGUUAAAGUUGACUCUUGACUUAUCCCUCAAGCCAAGCAAGCUUCUACGCCUUCGACCACCAUCAUGACAUUCAGAAACCUCAACGAAACCUGGCGAGACGUCGUCUUCCGAACAUACGCCCAAGACCACCAAGACGAUGUUCCCUUCCCCAUUAAAUAUCUCAUACAUGCUCCUGAGUGGAAGAGAGACAUUCUCAUCGAGGUUCCUAAAAAGAUCGACGUCAAGGCCUAUCGCCACUCCGUGCUCAAAUGCACCAUCGACCUGCGUUUCCAAGACCCUGUCUAUGAUGACGAGUAUAUAUCGGUUCGGCCGCGUGUGAGGAAAUAUAACAUUGACAAGGGUCGGGAGAAGGCACUUGAAGGGGAGGCUAGUCAGGGCGAUGCUAGUGUUGAACGUAGUGAUUCUUGAACUACAGGGCACGAUCGGUCUUGGUCGAAAAGCUGUCAUUGGGAUAAGACGAGAUGCUCGGACUCAGUUGGACGUUCUUUGAUAAUGUCGAAUUGUAUCUACUCCGUGCUGUUCUAAAUAAUUAGCUACCGGAUAUGGUUCAAUCGUCUCAUAGAAAAAGAGUUGCGAUCAUUGCAAGUGUUGAAAGCCGCAUGGUCAAGACCAUGGGCACAUCCUUCAGAGCCAUGGAGCCGUUCUCGUCAUCAAAUUCCAUAUCGGGGUUCACCACAGCCUUGAUACAGUUCAUCUGGCUUUCGGGCUCGGGGAUGGUGUCGGAGUCUCCUGGGAAGAAGACAGUCAAGAUAGGAACCACACUGUUCACGUUUUCGUCGUCAUCUUCC